This is a messenger RNA of Seminavis robusta, 3688 nucleotides long. The record is from the annotation of a GenBank genome assembly. Lineage: Eukaryota; Bacillariophyta; Bacillariophyceae; Naviculales; Naviculaceae.
CAUCCAUCAUCCGUCAUCCAUGCAUCACUCGCUAGCUAGAGUAUCGUCGACGGCAAAGAGGGCAAAGAGACAACUAACUCUCCAAUCGAAAUGCUCUUUUCAUCGGUGAACUAUUUCUAUGCAGUCAUCAAGUUUGUUUGCUGCUGCCAAUAGGAGUAGGACUCUGACUCGUCCAUCUUUCUCAAGAAUACGACCUCGGCAGCUCUGGAUUUCAUCGUCAUCUUCCUUUUUGAACAAUCCAAAUGAGGAAUCUCGUCGUUUCCCGACAAACUUGCUGCUGCUACCACGUGGAAGCUUAGAAUCUGAUAAUGAAAACAGGAGACGAUGGUUCUCUUCCGACAGUUCCACUGGCCAUGGCAGAAUACCCGUUCUUGACAGCAGCAAUCAUGUUGCCGUCUCCAUUCUCCAAGAGGAUGCCCACGAGAUUAUACAGCAAAUACCAUUGGCAGACUGCCGCAAUUUUACUCUGAUUGGACACAUUGACCACGGCAAGUCGAGCCUGAGUUCUAGAAUCUUGGAAUUGACGGGCAAUUUGGGCCCAGAAGCUCAAGGGGUAGCCUUGGAGGCAGUCAAACGAGAUCAAGGAUUGGAGCAGCUCGACAAUGCCAGCACAAGUACUGCAUCUCCUGGUAUACAAGACGGCAAGCAAUCCUCCACCAUGAAGCAAAAAGAACAAUAUGAACUCUUGGACACGUUAUCAGUGGAACAGCAACGAGGAAUCACCGUCAAAGCCUCUGCAGCAACCAUGCUAUACCGACACCCUUCGGCUGUUGGCCCAAGGGGCGUCUUAUUGCUGAACAUGAUCGACACACCGGGCCACGUAGAUUUCGGAUCUGAAGUGGCCCGCUCAUUAUCCUUUGUGCAAGGGGCGGUACUAUUAUUGGACGCUUCUCAAGGCAUUCAAGCACAAACAUGGACGGUUCACGACAAGGCCAAGUCCAUGGAACACAAUAAACCGGAACUGAUAUUGGCACUUACCAAAGUCGACAUGGAUGCUGCUAGACCCGUUCAUGUGGCAUUGGCGGUGUCGGAAUGGCUCGAUUGGGAAGAUCCCGACAACAUUAUUCCUACAAGUGCUCGCAUGAGAAUUGGGAUUGCCGAAGUGCUCGAUCGCAUUUGCCGAACUGUGCCCCCACCACCCGUACUGUCAGAUGACUCCAGCGAGGAAGACUACAAAGGACCAGUCGUCAAGGAUGACGGAAACAUGAUACUGCGAGCACAAGUAGUGGACUCUUGGUAUGACGACAGAGGUGUGAAUUGCUUGGUGCAGAUCGUGUCCGGAAACAUGUCAGAGGGCGAUCGAAUUGUCAUUGCGAAGAAUGAUGAUGUGGACACAGAAUCAUCUUCAUCAUCACGCCAACAAGGCAACAAUCAACAAUCAUUUUCUGUACAAGAGAUUGGAAUGGUCCUACCACACGCCAAGCGAACUGGAGUAUUGAGACGGGGGCAAAUGGGAUAUGUACGGUUUGGCCUUCGCGACCCUCGGCAAGCACAACCCGGCACCAUCUUGAUUCUACAAAAGCACAUUGGAAUGGAAAUGGCGUUGCCUGCUCUAACGAGUGCACACAAUGUGACAAAAUCGGUACUGUAUGCAUCAGUGCAUCCCAGCGAAUCAGACGGCUUUGAUGAGCUAUGCAGCGCUGUAGAUCGUCUGGCAUUAAACGAUGUUGGACUUGAAGUCUCGAGAACGUCAGCUCUGGCAGGUGGAAGUGAAAAGGGCGGUCCAUUUCUUGGGCCGGGUCUGAGGGUGGGAUUCCAGGGGAUUCUCCACAUGGAAGUGUUUCGACAAAGGCUGCAGGAUGAAUGGGACAUCGAUGCGAUUGUAACGCCACCAAAAGUGCCUUACAGAAUAACCUACAAGGAAGGCACAAGAAAAGACAGCAAUCAGCAAGAACAUACUGUAAUUGUAGAGGAUCUGGCGGACUGGCCAACACAAGGAGUUCGCUUCAAGAUCGAAGAACCAAUGGUGACUGUCAGGAUCAUGGCGCCUGUGGACUGCGCGGGGUCGGUAAUGGAAUUGAUUAGUCGAAGAAGAGGAGUGGAACUACAGACGAAACCUGUUGAUGAGGAGAUCUGGAUCUUCACAGCCCAAAUGCCGUGGGCAGAGGUUGUGGUUGACUUUCAUGAUCAGCUGAAGAAUGUUACUGCUGGAUUCGGAAGCUUGGACACCACCGAGGGAGAACCCCCAUUUCGCGAAGCAGAUGUGCACAAGGUAGAAAUUAUGUUGAACGGGGACGAGGUCGAACCAAUGGCGUUCGUUUGCCACAAAAAUGACGCCCAAGGACAAGCGAGAGUUGUGUGCAAAAAGCUUCAACAAGUCCUACCCAGACAGCAGUUCGUAACUGUCAUUCAGGCAAAGGCUUCUGGAAAAAUCAUUGCUAGCGAAAGAAUCAAGGCAUACAGAAAGGAUGUGCUCAUAAAAUCAGGCAAGGUUGUGGGCGGCGGAGAUCAGACGCGGAAGAAAAAACUGCUGGAGAAACAGAAGAAGGGAAAGAAGCGUCAGCAGGCCGAAGGGAAGGUGGCUCUGUCGCAGGCAGCUUUCAAUAGUGUCAUCUCCCGGUCGUCGUAACUGCAUGCUCGCAACUCAACAAACAGCCAAAGCUAAGGUGUCUUUGUCGGCACUGUACAAAACAUUUGAAGUCGAUGCCUGCGUCAGGACCCCCAGCAAGGUAAUAGUACCGGUAGGAUCAAGACAUCCCGGGAAAAGCAGCUUACUACCAGUAACGUAUGCUAGCUAAGAAACGAUUUGAUAUCUUCCCGAACUUUUCAAAAGCAAAACACCCUUGUCUCGUAGGUCGUCAAUCAUUGGCUUGAAGUCGCCCAGACCAAAGUUGAUCUGAUCUGCAAUCAUCCGGAGGUCAUCCAUCGCACACUCUGCUCCGACCCCUAUGAUUUCCUUCAUCUUCGCCUCGAAAAGCUUUCUGGCUUUCCGGUUGCUUAUACCGGCUGCCCCCCCACGAAGUGGGUCUAGUUUGUUGUUCUCAUCCGAAUGCACUUGGUCCUAGUAUACAGCACGAAGCAAGGUUAAGGAAACGUAAGCGAAGUGACAAGAUAUCCAGUGCCUGGACCAUUGAGAGAAUCAUACGUACCACUGAUUUCCGCAUCAGCUCGACUACAUCCAAUGCGUCACCUUCCAGCACGUACUCCCGUAGGCAGGCUUUCGCACGGGCCUGAGAGAGUCGAAUCAUAGCUUCGAGUUGUCGUGUGGUAAUUGGGACCGUGUCGUUUCGCCUGAGUCCACCUUCGGGGUAUCUUAGCUGCAUGAAAUAGUCCUUGAGCACUGCUGCCGCCUCUGCCGUCAUUUUCGGCUUGCAGUACUCCCGAGCAUAGGCAAUGUAGUCUCGAACCAACUCAGCUGGCAAUGGUGUCUUUUGAAAGUCGGCAACCCAUGCGAGCCGUUCCCAGAUUGGAAUCCGAUCUAUUCCACCCCUGGUAAGAUGCGUUGGGUCCUUGUUUUGUUGUGUGUAUGUCAUUGGAGGAGCUGUUCCACUGGCAAAGGCCCCUUCUCCGUGGCUAUUCUUUGCCGCUCGAUGAAGAUUCAUGAUACUUUUGGACACUCGUCGAUCCAAAUCUUGAUCUGCCCGGUCUCUCAAGAUGUAAACGAGGUCGAAUCGAGAAAGAAUUGGUUUCGACAUGUUGAGAUUCUCUGCAACAGUUUUGUUCAUGUUGUAGCUUCCAUUCUUGGGGU